This is a messenger RNA of Nerophis ophidion (straightnose pipefish), 1003 nucleotides long. It is a transcript of the gene ccdc90b, whose product is annotated as coiled-coil domain containing 90B. Lineage: Eukaryota; Metazoa; Chordata; Actinopteri; Syngnathiformes; Syngnathidae. Gene Ontology annotation, cellular component: mitochondrion. Bases 139 to 855 code for a protein of 238 amino acids. The record is from RefSeq and is a predicted model, not a curated record. The transcript is spliced from 8 exons.
GGACUGUCACUCUUAUCGCCUUGACGCUACAUCCGGUUUGUGAUCAAACAAGAGUCUUACUGGGCCAACAGGAGUUAUUUAACAAACUUUAUCGAUUUGCGUAACGUUUACUUUACAUUUAAAGCCAAGAAGAGCCGAAUGAACACUCUUAUGCGGCGAUGGAAGCUACGGCAGCUUGCAAACUGGAGAGCUAUUCAGGUUGGGACAGCAGUGGCGACCUUUGACCUGAGGAAAGUGGAAUUAACGCCUCUGGAACAGCGGAAACUUACUUUUGACUCGCAUGCCAUGGUGACCCAACUGGCAAGUAGCGGUUUCGAGAAACGACAGGCCGAGCUCAUCGUCUCCGCUCUGGUGACUUUGACAACGGCCAACAUGGACAUUGUUUAUAAAGACAUGGUGACCAAGUCGCACCAGGAAAUUGCCCUGCAGCAGAUCAUGGCCCACCUGGACGCCAUCAGGAAGGACAUGGUGAUCCUGGAGAAGAGCGACUUUGCCAACCUGCGAUCUGAGAACACGAAGAUGAAGCGGGAACUGGAGCAACUGCAUAAUAGACUAAAGGAAGAGAGUCUAAAAGUGCGGGCGGAAACCAAACUGGAUAUCAACCUGGAGAGCAGCCGCAUCUCUGACAUGUUUACAGAGCAGGACACAAAGCUGAUGGAGGCCAGCACAGAAUUCCAUCAAAAAAAAGCCGACCUGGAUCACAACAACAUGGAGAUCAGCAAGAAGAUGGACCUGCAAGUGGCUUCACUUAAAACGGUCCUGGAGUCACUCAAGCUGGAGACCAUCCGUUACCUCGCAGCAACUGUGUUCUCCUGCCUGACCAUUGCUCUGGGUGUUUACUGGUUAUGGAGGUGAUGUUUUGAAAGUGUACAUGUGCAAGUAGCGGCAGAAAAAGUUAUUACAUUUUCAAUCCGAUUGCUCUCUUACCAACAUGUUGCAGAAAAGGGCAUAUUGUUGCUUGUUUGAAGUGUUUUUUAAAAUGUAUAUAAAAUCUAUGAACUAG